This is a messenger RNA of Branchiostoma floridae (Florida lancelet), 3468 nucleotides long. RefSeq names its product serine/threonine-protein kinase Nek3-like. Gene Ontology annotation, molecular function: protein kinase activity; ATP binding. The record is from RefSeq and is a predicted model, not a curated record. NCBI's taxonomy places the organism in Eukaryota, Metazoa, Chordata, Leptocardii, Amphioxiformes, Branchiostomatidae. The transcript has 5 exons. The coding region runs from base 619 to 2511 and encodes 630 amino acids. Gene Ontology annotation, biological process: protein phosphorylation.
AAGAGGUGAGACCCCUGAAAUGGCGUCCUUAGUCUGGAACACGGAAGUAACGUAACUUGAGCUGAGGGAUGAGAUCAUCUUUUGUUUGAGUCCACAUUCUUUCUAACUUGCACAGAGCACAGAAGGGGUUGUCUAGUUAUGACAAAUGCAUGAUUCGUAGUUAUAACUUGCUGAAAUCAUUGCAUUUGUAUCUCACCGUCGCCACCUAGCGACAGGUGUGAUUUCGCAUGUGAGUUGCUGUUGUCUGGCUGUCCCAGGACAAACAGUCACAAUCCUAGAAUUUGGGUUAGACUGUCCCGCUGUGAUUCAACCCUGUUUGUCUCGCUGAUUUUUGUCAUUUAUCAUGAGGGGGUUGAAACACAUUGUUUGUGCCUUAUGUGUCAUUUGGAUUUAGAGACAAAGCGUCAGUGGUGAGCUCCUUUGUCCAGCGGGUAUGACCUGUAUAGCUCCUGAAGUGCCUUUGUCCUGCAGGCAGAUGUGACAGUCACCCCAAGUGUAAAUCAAAGCAGCUCUUUGCCAGUGGCCAGCUUUGAAAGUGUAGACACUUAUUUCCAACGUUACUGGCACUUAUUGCCAUCCUUGACACAUUUAUGACAAAGACAGUAAGAAAACACCAGGAUGGAAGAUUACGAGAUUCUGACACAACUCGGCAAGGGUGCCAGUGGAGCCGUGUUCCUGGCGAGAAAGGCCUACACCAAGAAAAUGUUGGCACUGAAGAAGAUCCAAGUGGACACCAGUCGCAAGACGCGAACCAAAGAGUCGCUUCUCAGGGAGGCCAAGAUUCUGUCCAAGCUGCAACAUUCCCACAUCGUGGCGUAUCACGACUCCUUCUUCGACAAGGAAGAGGAGUACCUGUACAUAGUACAGGACUACUGUGAUGGUGGUACUCUGGAUGAGAGGAUACAUGACAAGAGACAGAAAGGAGAGUUCUUCCCAGAGAGUCAGGUCAUGAGGUGGUUCAUACAGAUAGCCAUGGCUGUACAGUACAUGCACUCCAUGAAGAUCCUUCACCGAGACCUCAAAACUCAAAAUGUCUUCCUCACCAAAAAGGAUUGUGUCAAGCUCGGUGACUUCGGAAUCUCGCGGAUGAUGGAACACACGUUGGACGUCGCUCAGACGUGCGUUGGAACGCCAUGCUACUUGAGCCCGGAACUGUGUCAGGAUAUCCCGUACAGCUCCAAGUCUGACGUCUGGGCCCUGGGGUGCCUUCUGUAUGAAAUGUGUGCCUUAAAACCAGCCUUCGAUGCAAACAAUCUUAUCAGCCUGUUUUACAAAAUCGUCAAAGGUACUUUUGACACAGUGCCUGACUGCUUCUCACCAGAAAUGACUGAUCUGAUCGGAACGAUUCUGUCUAAGUCUCCAGAGGACAGACCCAGUGCAAGUGCUGUGUUGACUUUGCCGUAUGUCCAAGACCAACUCAAGAUAUUCCUGGAGGAAAAAGAAGAAUUGUACCGACAGAUGGGAGAGGAGAAGGAAAGAAAACUGGGAUCUCUAAAAUUCCCUGACUCCCAUCGUAAGUCCUUAAGUGCAGAAAAUCUAGCACAAGCCAGCCCAGAGGAGAAGGAAGACAACAAAGAGAGACAACAAAGAUGUAAAACUGCUCCACUGAGACGCAGUCAGCACGAGGAGGAAAUCUUCAGUGAGUCUAAGUCUAUACCGAACAAUGAAACACUGUCAGAUGUAGAAGAUAAGGAAGGAAUAGAAGGUAAGGAAGCCUGGAAGACAAAUAUGUCAUCAGAAGAGGAGAGGGAGAUCCCAAGUGAAACAUCCUUUGUGAAGGUCGAUCAGUCGAUAUCUGACUCAGAGAGCAGCGUAGAGGACCGGGAGGGGAGAGAGGCAUGGCAAACACAGAUGAACACUGUUGAGCAGACCAAGGAAACAGACGGGAGUCGUAUCAUGUCAAGUCCAAUUUCCCCAAGAGAAGACUCUGCAAACUACUCCCAGGACUACUCCGACUCCGAUGAUGAUGAUGAGAUAGAGGAAGACAUCCCAGUGUCCAGCUCUGACGAGGACAUUCCGGAGGAGAUUCCAGAAGAGAUUCCUGAAGCCAACAGGAACAGGAGCAACAGGGAAUCACCACUGGAAGUAAAGGAUGAAGAGCAGCAUUGUGAUUGGGUGUGCACACCUGCCAAUGACUUACAGCUGCAGGAUAUGGAGGACGAGUAUGCGGAUGAUUUUGAGGAGUAUGAAUCUGACCCGGAGCUGGAGGACAUCAUCAACGAUGCACGGCAGGCGGCAGAGCUCAGGGCAACAGACGAGGACUUUGUUGAGGAGCCGAUUUCACCCGGACCCCAGGCUUCACCCAAGGGAACACAGGCAUGGAAGAACGUCAUCAAGACCAAGUGUAUAGAGGAGCUGGGAGCAGACCUGUUCCAGGAGAUGCGAGGACAGCUGGAGCAGGGGGUGAAGGUGGAGGACCUGCGGCCCAAGAUUGAGCUGAUGGCUGGGUCCGAGCUCAUGGAGACCUGCUACCUCGUGGACUUGUUCACAGAGGAGCAGGCUUGUAGCUAGGAUUCGUAGAGGUGUCCAAAAUCUGUUCUUACUAGUGUUUUGUAUAAGGAAUUUACACAUGUACAUGUGUAAACUAUGUAACUACCAGGGAAAAAUGGCAUUCUCUGGUAGUCCUGCCCAUAGUAAGGCAUCUAAUUUCCUUUAGUGUAGGCCAUAGGGUAUUUCUAAUCUCCAAGCAGAUCCUACAGUAGCAUAAAAUUGUAUUAAAGCUGCCAGAGGAGUAAAGCCACUUAGGAUGAUGACUCCCUUUGGCCAGCUAUACUCCUUUGAUACUAUCUUCUGCCACUGGUAAAUCUGCCUGGAGAUUAGGGUGUCCCCAGGAUGUCCUGAUGCCUCGCUCAAAGUCUGCCAAUGAUCAAGCAGGCGAUUGAAGGCCCUGAUGGUUAGAGAAUAAUGCAGGAAUUUUUUGUUGUUUAUUUUUUCAAACCCGUAUUAAUAAAAUCACAACUUUUGUUCCUUUGCAGACCCAGAUACUGUAGCUGGGUUUUUCCAAUGAUUACUUACGUAAAGCAGCUAUGAUCCUUCUGUUUCAUUAUUACAUGAAGGCUGUGUCUUCUUAGUGUUCUCAAGGAGGUUAAAAAAAAUGAUUUUUAACCUCCUUGGUGUUCUCCAAUAUAGAUAAGCAAAACGUCGUGUUUGUACAUAUGAUCUAAAAUUGCUUUAUGAAUUCUUUAUCUUUAGUCAUGUCAUCUUCCACAAGACUCUUGGCCGUUACCGUGACAUCAGUUAAGCAUUAGUAGAAUUGAUGGGAAAUGCACCGUUAGUUACAGUAGCAAUGUACUGGUGUGUAGGAAAUGAUCUAUGUAUCUAUGUAUCUAUGGGAACAGGAUAUAUUUGUGCCUUAUUGAGAUUUUAAUGUGUUCUUUUUCUAUAUCAUGGAAACUUUUAAGUUUCUCAUGUGCCUUAAAUAGAUAUACAAUGCAAAGAUUGGUUCAUGGAGAGCUCUGCAUUGAAUUU